AUCUUUGCUUCUGGUUUCCUUCAUAUUCGAUUCAUGACUUCUACUUGACUACGCUCUCCUGCAUUCUCUCACCCUCUCUCUCAGCGCCCAAAGCAAAAGAGAACCCCCCCACCCUGCUCCCACAAAAAAAAAAAAAAAAAUUAUCUAUCAAGACGUUUCUCCUCCAAGCAAUGUUGAGAAGAGAACCAUUUCUUUGCAAACUCAUUUUUUUCCUCUUCUGUUUCGCUUCCCUCUCACUCGCUGACGAACUCACCGACUCAGAUCGGCUCGAGUUCACCGCCAACGCUUCAAUCUCUAACACUUCUCUACCUAAACCUAAUGAAGGCGGUAGUUUUGCUGAUAUGAUCGAUAAAGCUCUCGAGAAAGAGUUCACUGAGAAUGACCAAAACGAAGCAACUGAUGCCGGAAGCUUCAACAACAGCGUAGCUGAACAGCAGGCAGUUUUGGAAACUGUUGCCAGAGUUAAAUCGAAGAAAAAUGACACGAAAGAGGAAAAGUCGUUUAAAUUUCAUGAUGUUUUUAAUUUGGACAAUGAGAAUGGACCAGAAGAUACCCCAACACUGAUAGAUCGAAAGGAUAAUGUCUUCAUUAUAUCAAACUUUAAAUCAAAAUAUCCGGUGCUGCAGCUAGACUUGCGAUUGAUAUCAGAUUUGGUUGUCGUCAUUGUAUCUGCAACUUGUGGUGGCAUUGCAUUUGCUUGUGCUGGACAACCGGUCAUCACUGGAUACUUGCUAGCAGGAUCCAUUAUUGGUCCUGGAGGGUUUAACUUUGUCAGUGAAAUGGUUCAAGUUGAGACGGUGGCUCAGUUUGGUGUUAUUUUUCUUCUUUUUGCCUUGGGCUUGGAGUUUUCAACAACAAAGCUUCGAGUUGUCCGGGCAGUUGCUGUUGUAGGAGGUCUGCUUGAAAUUGUUUUAUUCAUGUUCUUAUGUGGCAUUACAGCCAUGUUAUGCGGUGGUAAGUCUUCAGAGGGUGUGUUUGUUGGUGCAUUCCUUUCAAUGUCUUCAACAGCAGUGGUAUUGAAGUUCUUGAUGGAAAAGAAUUCUAUUAAUUCCCUUCAUGGGCAAGUCACCAUUGGAACUCUAAUUUUGCAGGACUGUGCAGUUGGUUUGCUGUUUGCACUGCUUCCUGUUCUAUGUGGAACUUCUGGUGUUCUUCAAGGACUAAUGUCCAUGACUAAAGUGUUGGUGUUGUUGAUUGCAUUUUUGGCUGUUCUGUCAAUAUUAUCUCGUACUUGGGUUCCAUGGUUUCUUAAAUUGAUGAUGAGCCUAUCAUCACAGACCAAUGAACUCUAUCAAUUAGCAUCCGUCGCUUUCUGCUUGCUUGUAGCCUGGAGUAGUGAUAAGCUUGGCUUAAGUCUAGAACUGGGUUCAUUUGCUGCUGGGGUGAUGAUAUCAACAACUGAUCUUGCUCAGCAUACACUAGAACAAAUUGAACCCAUUCGGAAUUUCUUUGCUGCUCUUUUCCUUGCCAGCAUUGGGAUGCUGAUCCAUGUCCAUUUUCUCUGGAGCCAUGUUGAUAUAUUACUGGCGUCCGUUAUAUUGGUUAUCAUAAUAAAGACAGCCAUAAUCACGACAGUUGUAAGGGGAUUUGGUUACAACAACAAGACCGCACUUCUUGUUGGAAUGUCUCUGGCACAAAUAGGGGAGUUUGCUUUUGUUCUUCUUAGCCGUGCUUCUAAUCUUCAUCUAGUUGAGGGGAAACUUUACCUGCUGCUUCUUGGGACAACAGCUCUUAGCUUGGUGACAACGACUCUGCUUUUCAAGCUAAUCCCUGCUGUAAUGCAUCUUGGAGUGCUGUUACGGUGGUUCCCUCCUGACAGCGCAGUCGAGGUUGGAUCUAAAGGAGAUAACUUCCGAUCUGACAGUGAUGAAGUUGACUGUGUUCCUCUAGGACUGGCACGAAGUUUUGCGUUCGAUUUAGAUAGGAAAUUUUCUUUGCCAUGAUUUUUUCAUUGUAUCAUAUGCUCGAUCCAGCUCGGAAUUACAGUGAUAAUUCAUAGUAACCCAUACUUGAUGUCUUAUGAACCUGUAAAAUGAACAUGUGCAUAAUGCAUUUUUCUUUUUUUUCAA
Molecule: messenger RNA, 2069 nt
Organism: Populus trichocarpa (black cottonwood)
Lineage: Eukaryota; Viridiplantae; Streptophyta; Magnoliopsida; Malpighiales; Salicaceae
Product: K(+) efflux antiporter 6
Exons: 21
Coding region: 171-1943 (590 amino acids)
Biological process (GO): potassium ion transmembrane transport; proton transmembrane transport
Cellular component (GO): membrane
Molecular function (GO): potassium:proton antiporter activity
Source: RefSeq, a predicted model, not a curated record